AUGGCGGUGCAAUUCCAGCAGGACUUUAACAAUGCCCUCCAACAGCCACAAGGGCUGAUUGGUCAGGAAUGGAGAAAGGACUUGCUCAAGAACCUCAGCGACGACGAGAGUCUGUCCGCUGCCCAAGAACUCUACAAGGCCAUUACGGGCCUGACGACUCAGGAGGAAGUCGAACAGACGGCUAGUGAAUGGCUUAAUAGGUGCAUUCAAGGCGUCUGCGAGCGCGCGUUCAAGUCCUUUGAGUCCAAUGUGAAUGAUUGGAUUGGCGGGCAGAUCAAGGACAAGGAAUGGGCCGGCGUGUCCUACAAAGAGUGGGAAGAUCGAAAGACGGAACUGCGCGAACAAGCAGAUAGUAACCAAGGAUAUCACGAAGAAGUCGACAAUCUCAAGGAGUCCAUCACGAAGCUCAAGGAUAAGAUCCAGGCGCAAGCGAAAGAGAUUCAUGAGCAGAAAGAAGAGGACGAGAUUACUCGAAGAAAUCAUGCCGACGAGGUGAGAGAUCUGAAAAAGUCUCACGAGACCGAAAAGGCCGUACAUCAAAAGGAACUCAACACUGCCAUGGAACAAUUAGAUCAGAAAGAUGCUGAAAUCAAGAGCGAGAGGGACAAGCUCGAAAAUGUCAAGCGGGACAAGGCCGAGUAUGAGCGUCAAUAUGAUACUAUAGAGAACGAAAUACGAGCGGUCAAAGACGAGCGAGACAGAGCCAAGGAGGAAAUGAAACAAGCUCAAGAUGCGGCUGACAAACUUCAACCCGUGCUCGAGAGGGAGCAGACACAACGCAAGGAGGCCGAGCAGAAACUCGAGGCUGAACGAAAGAGCCAUGAGGAUUUGAAGGAAGAGAUUCAAGAAGCAAAGACACGCAUCAACGAGCUCGAAAGACGUGCGCGUCGCAGUACAAGCCCCACCGAGUCUUCUUCCGAAUCUAAUGGGGGUUCAGCCCUGUCGGCUGAACUGGACGGCAUGAACAUGAGCAGCCCAAGCACCUCACCCACAGACACCAGCCCGGCAGCUAGCGACGCCGGGGGCUCACGGGAGGAGCGGCUACGCAGGGACUAUGUAAUGCCCAUACUGCGCCAAGUUGCCAACCACCGCGAAUUGAAGGAUUUUGAGCCCUUUGAGGAGCCGGUGGAAACGGUUGAUAACGAGAACAAACUUCUAGCGACCUUGGGCGCACUCGUUUCUCAUUAUGGCUACAACCAUGUCGAAAAUGAAGACGGGGCUGUCUUUGACUUUCCCUUCGAAGGCCUUCAGCAGUGGCUCGAGGGCAAGGAAAGAGCCGCAGGAGGCGCUGGAUCUGAGAGGGCAGUGGCAGACACUGUAACGACAAUCCAGAGUUCCUUUGAGGGAGAAAUUGCUCGCUUGCGGGGUCUCAAGGCCCAAAAUGCGGAGAAGCUUGACAAGGAGAUCAACGAUCUAAAGAACCUGAACUCCAAGCUCACCGCGGAUCAAUCCGCAUCGGAGGAAGAACUCAAGAAGCUGAGAGAUGCUCAUAGCCAAGCCCAGGGACAAGACACGGACAAGACGAAUCAGAUCAACGAUCUGACACAAAAGAUUGCCAAAUUCAACGAGAAACAAGAGUCGUCGAGCGAAGAGCUCAAGAAGCUACAAGAUAGUCGUGACGAGCUAGAAAACCAAUACAAGGUGGCUUCUCAGCAUCUUGACGGUCUCAAGAGGUUGAACAGCGACCUCAUCCAAAAGAUCAAAUCUCAAGAGGACGCAGAAAAGAAGGAGAAUGAGGACGACCAGAAGAAGAAGCAGCAGCAGGUUGAGGCUCUGGAGAAGGAAAUUGCUGAGCUCAAUGAGAAACACCAAAAGGCGAGCGACGCCUUCAAGGCUCUGCAAAACACCCACAACGAGCUCAAGAAGCAGAGCGAAGGCGCCAUCAAUGACUUGAAGAACCAGCUCUCCGAAUCAGAAUCGCAACAGAUUAGCGAGUUGCAGAAGCAGCUGGCUGAAUUGCAAAAGGAGCUGGAAGUAGCAGAGGAGGAUUUUGCAAAUUUGGUGGUAGAGAAUGAAAAACUUGCACAAGAAAACGGCGACAAGGAACAAGAAAAUUACGACGUGAUGGAUAAGUAUGAAGAUAUCCGGAGCGAAAAUAAUGACAGAAGGAAGCGACUUCAAGAGCUGGGAACGCAGCUCGCUGACCUCACUGCUAAAGAAGAGUCAUUAACCAAAGACUUUAAUGAUCUGAAGAAGAAGCAUGACGACUUGCUACUCAGAUACGCCAACAUCAAGGCCGAGAACAUGUCAAAGACAGACGAGAUUGAAGACUUGCAGAAGCAGCUCGAGCAGGUGAACGUCCGACAAAAGUCACUGGACCAGGAGCUCGAGGAUUUGAAAGGCAAUCAUGAUCAAAUCUCUGGCGAUAGCGAUGCAAAGGACAAGAAGAUUGAAGAAUUGGAAUCUACAGUCCGUCGGAUCACAAAUAAUUCCAAGAAAGACUGGGUUGCUUUGAGCAGGUUGCAACAUCAACUCAACGAACAGACGAAUGAAUGGCGCUUGCGGGGCUCGGCUUAUGCACAGCUCCAUGAGGAAUGGAAAGAGGCAACAGCUCUCCUAGAAGAGGAAAUUAGCGACCUCAAGAAGAAAGCCGAGACAGGAGGCAACUUUGAUGAUUGGUACCAGGCAACAUCUAUCCUACGAAAGGAGAUUAGCGACCUCAAGAGAAAGCAAGAUGAGACGGCCGCCAGUUACAAUGCCUCGAAAGCCAGUCAACAGAAGCUCGAGGAGAAGAACAAGGAACAUAUUGAGAAACUCCAAGAAGAAAUUGCGCAACUGAAACGAGAAAACAACCAGCAUGUCUAUGGUCCAGAGGUCACCGAAAUGCAGAGACAGAUGAGCGCCAAAGCGAUCAAGGAGUUGAAAGGCCAGGCUAAAGAGAUGGAGGAUGAGAUCGAAAAGCUGCGUGGCACACGUUGGAGACUUCAAGAGAGGGUCAAGGUACGGGUAAAACAGUUAAAGGAAGAGGAAGACAAGGUCAAGAUAUUGGAAGUCACGAAUCAGGAAUUGAUUAAAAAGAACGAAAAGCUCGAGGCCGAGGCCGAGGACAACGAGGAGCUCCAAGAAUCCAGGAACCAGCUGAAGGAGGCUCAAUUCGCACUGGAUAGAGUAAAGCGCAAGGAGGCUCAGCUUCGGGAUGAGCUACGCAAAAAUCGGGAACAACUCAAAGAGCAGGAGCUGUUGGGGCAGACCGAAGAUCAACUCCGGGAGGCGCUCCGCAAGAGUGAGGAGCUGCUCAAGGAAAAGGAGCAGCUGAUCGAGAAGCAAAAGCAAAAUAAGUCUGCAUCAUCGGACGCAAGACCGGUCGAUCCAGACAUGGCAGCCCGCGUGGAAAUUGGACGGCUCCUGCUCCGGUACUACCGCGCGAUGCAGGCCGCCAUCGCAACGUACAAGACCAAGAAGCGCCGCAUGAUCGACGAGGGUAUGGCGCUCAACCCGGGCUUUUUGGAGGACAUGGAUGUCUCGCUCGAGGCCGACCGACGCAGACUCCAAGAAAGACUCGACGCGGCUCGGACGGAUGCCGCCGCCGUGUCCGGACCUCCUUCUGAUGAUGCACCAAGACAGCAGAUUGCCAUUCUCGAGCGCGAGCUGGAAAAGUAUGGCGGCAUAAUCAACGAGAUCAAUGCAGGCAACACAUUGGCGAACGAGGCUUUCGAGAUAUCCGCCGUGGUUGAACUUUCACCACACGCUGCAGAUGCCGAGAGGCUCUUUGAUGAGCGCCAGAAGACCCGGGCCGAAACGGAAACGGAGACAUCCCCGGGAACUGCGCUCACGGAACCGCGCACACGAGGCGGAGCGGAUGCGUUGGCCGAGACAUGUUGCUAUUGCUUCCCAUGCACCCCGUGCGACUGGCUGAUUUGGGUCUUGGUCGCGUCCAUUGCCUUUUUCAUAUUUGCCUUUGUCUCCCAGCAGCGACAAAAGGCAGAGUGGUCCGAGGCCAAUGCUCUAUCUCGAUCACUGUACAUUGUUGACAGGAACUACAACAAUCCGACCGCCUGGUGGCAGAUUGCCAUCUUUGUCCUUCUCAAUAUCAAGGCAUUUUACCUGAAAUGA
Pestalotiopsis fici W106-1 is the source of this 4053-nucleotide messenger RNA. RefSeq lists its product as uncharacterized. Bases 1 to 4053 code for a protein of 1350 amino acids. The transcript has a single exon. The record is from RefSeq and is a predicted model, not a curated record. Lineage: Eukaryota; Fungi; Ascomycota; Sordariomycetes; Amphisphaeriales; Sporocadaceae.